Molecule: messenger RNA, 7753 nt
Organism: Salvelinus fontinalis (brook trout)
Lineage: Eukaryota; Metazoa; Chordata; Actinopteri; Salmoniformes; Salmonidae
Product: zinc finger protein OZF-like
Exons: 2
Coding region: 191-1426 (411 amino acids)
Biological process (GO): regulation of transcription by RNA polymerase II
Molecular function (GO): DNA-binding transcription factor activity; RNA polymerase II cis-regulatory region sequence-specific DNA binding
Source: RefSeq, a predicted model, not a curated record
UAUGUCUCGCUAAAAUCUGACCGGAUGCGCUCGCAAGAACACAGUUACCAAAGAUGGCGAAACAUUGAUAACAAAAAGCAAUAUAUUCUUUACAAAUAGUAUUAUUUCGUGAUUAAGCUGCUGGAAAAAACGUUUAGAAUCUAUAUAGAUUAAGCAAUUGUGCCCGGUUAGAAAAAAACGAGGGUUUACAAUGACGGAGAUGAGUGUUUUACAUCAACGGUUAAGCUCCGUCAUGGACAUUCUAGCCUCCGCUGCCGUGACAGAGAUUUGCAAAUUAGUAGAGGAUUGCUGUGGAGCGUUAAGUGUAGAAGUCUUUCAAGGCAAAGAGCAAAUCAAAAUGCUAGAGAAGCAACUCAGCCUGACUGAGUCGAGGUAUAGGUCGAUGAGUGGCAUAGAAGGGCAGACGCUUGUUACCUGUGGUUCAUCGAGAACCAACAGUCCUUCGGGCAAUUCCCCCGCGGCUGAUGCUGAAGACGAAGAUUUCCAGCAGUUCAUUGUCUCUGAAGAGGAGUUUCCCCCUGAGCAGCAGCAUUAUAAGCAGGAGUGGAGCCCCAGUCUGGGGAAAUAUAAUUGGAACCCCAUAGAGAUUAAAGAGGAAGAGGAGGAAUUCAGUGUCAUCCAGGAGGAAGAAGAUUCUGUAUUCACUCCUGCCUGGGUGAAAAGUGACUAUGAUCAGUACCCAACUCAGUCCUCACAAACCCAAAGUGAAGAAUACAAAGACAGAAUGGCCUCAACAGAACAGAUCAAAACAGAACCUAAGCAAGAUGAUUCCUCAGAGACAACCAGUGACUCUCAUCCCCAGUGCAAAUUAAAGAAGACAUGGACAGAAAAAGGACAAAGCUCGAAUGGUAGAAAAUCCAUGGAUCUGAAAUCACCAGUAGAAAGGAGACACACAGAAGAGAAAUCAUUUUGCUGUAGUGAUUGUGGUGAAUGUUUUUCUCAGAUGGGAACACUGGAUUCUCAUAUGAGGACCCACACACGGGAUAAAUCGUAUCACUGUCAGGAUUGUGACAAAGUAUUCACUCGGAUUGACUGCUUCAAAUUGCACAGGAAGGCCCACACAGGAGAGAAACCGCACCGCUGUGGUGAAUGUGGCAAAUGUUUUUCUCAAGUUGGGUAUCUGAACUAUCACAUAAAGACUCACACAGGGGAGAAACCUCAUCGCUGUCAUGAUUGUGGCAAAUGUUUCUUUCGAGUUGGUGAGCUGACACUUCAUAAGAGGAUUCACACAGGCGAGAAACCACAUCGCUGCCAGGUCUGUGGCAAAUGUUUUGCUCGUCCUAGUAAUCUGAGUUCUCACAUUAGGAUUCACACAGGGGAGAAAUCUUAUAGCUGUCAUUACUGUGGCAAAUAUUUUCGUCAUAAAGGUAAUCUGACAACACAUAUGAGGAUUCACACGAGGAAAAUCACAUCAUUGUCGCUAUAGUAGCAGAUCUUUCAGCACUGGCGGUAGUCACAUGAGUUCAUGAGGAUAAUCACAUGAACGAUAAACUAUAUUGCUGUCAGGAUUGUUGUAAAUAUGAAACUAAUUGUUUGAAUCUGAAUUGACUGGGGAGACGGAGAGGAAGCGACCACAUUACUGCCAUGACUAGAAAAUAUUUAAUGACUGCCUUUGUUUGACAUUGUGUAUGAGCCAUUCACACGGGAGGAAUCUUACAAGCGUCUGUCAAAUGCUUAAGUGCCAAAAGUGUGUUGAAUUGUCAUCAGAAUAGACACUGAAAAUAAACUAUUUAGGUCAAGUCAUGAUUGCUUCAAAACAAAGCAAUGCUUAAGCGGAUACAUGGACAUCAGUCAGACGAUUGAGUCACAUUUUGUAACUUCCACCUGUGAGUGGAGAUACGGUUCUUGGGUGAAUAAUAUACUCUUGUCUUUUGCUUUUUGUAAUACUACAAAUAGUUACUAUUGUUCAUAGUUUUAUACUUGAUUACAUUGUAUAGUCAUCUUUAACUUUCCAUGUGAACCCUGCACAAUAUCUGUCAAAUAAUUAAUCCAACGAUAGUGAUACGAUUAUUUUGAUCUGAUAAAGCCUACGUUGAUGCAAGCUGUAAUCGAGUCCAGCUCAACCGGUCACUUGAACUGGUCCAAUUGAAUCCAUUAGAAACCAUUAGAUUCCAGUUCAGCCCACGAGACACCAGUAACCAUUCUAUACCUGAACUAACUGGAAUUUCCCCUAGGGAAUUGAUGCAUUGUUUAUGUACGCAUGUAUGAUACCUACUUAAGUGUGUUAUUGUGUGUUUUGCCCCCUAUAUAGUACUGUCUUCCUUGUAUGUCAUGAUAAAACAUUUUAUGGAAAAGUUAUAGAAUGAUUUCUUGAAAAGAGUGGGAGCCCUGUUAAAAAGACCAAAAAUUACUUACAUGCUGACCAGACCGGAUACGUCGCGUGCGCGAGCGUCGUAAAAUAAAUGUAGAAAUCCAUGUUAUUCAAUUAUUGCACCCACACUGCUUGCACGCGCCAACGAGCGUCUGCGAUGCCAAGGGCUAAAAUAGAAGUCGUUCCUAUUUCUGACGCAGAUCGCGCUGAAAGUCAUCUCCUCAUUGGUUUAUAGAAGCAGGUACCCAUGUGCCAUCUCCUCAUUGGUUAUACCCACGUGGGUGACUGAAAGACGAACUUUGUUGCCAUGGUAAUACAAUGAAAGUUUAGAUGCGAUCACCAUAUAAGUUCAAAGGUGAAAAAGCCUGGAAGGAGGAGAGAUGACUAGAAACUAUUCGGUUGGCCGUUUUAUGUGUGGAUUAAUUGUCGGUGUAGAAGUCAUUGUGCAUUUCAGGUAAAAUAACAACUCAAUGUUUAUAUCCCAGGACAAAUUAGCUAGCAACAGCAAGCUAGCUAAAUAGGACAAAUUAACAUUAGCUAGCAAGUGCAAGCUAGCUAGCUAAAUUGCCAUACAUGUUUAAUGCUUUUUGACCUGUCCCCAAAUUAAUGUCAUUGGUUCAGAGUUUGUUUUGAUAUUUUAACCUGCGUGUCGUGAUCGCGUUUGGUGUGGGGGGGGCAAAAUAAAUGUAUGUAAGUUAGCGCACGAUUGCUCACGAGCGCAGCCGGUUUGGGUUCCGUGUUAGAGGUCCAUGUGUUUUAUGACUAGUAUAAGAUAUGUUGAUAAUACAAUAUUUUAGCCUUUAUUAUUAAUUUUACAGUUUCACUUGACAUGACUAACUUUGAAAUAAUUACACUUGACCUGGAAGCGCUUCAUUACUCUUGUUGGCUUCACAGGUGACAACAUGAGCUAGCUAUAGGCGUUAUCUGAAAAAUGUCUAAAUUGGAGUUGAGAGUGAUUUUUAACCAACGAUGUUGAUUUAUGCCUAGGAUUUCUUUUAUGUCUAGGCUACAUCUAGCAAGCUUACGCUGGGUCACUAGCAACCUGCCUCUGCAUCAUUUAUAGCCUGAACAGCCGCUAGUGGUCGCUGCAAGGUUAUUUUAGUUUUGUGAUUUAAUAUUAGUUUUUUAUUUUGAUUAGAAAUUCAGUUUAGUUAGAGUUCGUUUUUAGACUCGAUUUGCUAGUUUUUUUUUAAUUUUUAGUUUUGAUAGAAAUUUUUAUUUUGUUUUUAUAUUUAGUUUGUGUUAGGGACAGAAAGUAGCCUAUGUGUGGGAGGCUAGGAGACAUUUGUUGUUGGCCCAUAGUUUGUUUUCUUAGGAUGUCACUUCUUGCCACUGGGUGCUGUACUACAUAAGGUGAUGGGCCUGGACCAUAGACAUCUCUGUGUCACGAUGGCAUCUGUGAGAGAAUGGGCAGUGCCUUUGAGGCCAUCUCAUCUUAAAAAGUCUAUUUUCUUCUUCACGAGUCAAAUUCCUAGGCUCCUGAUGACCCGGCUGUCAGGACUCCAACCGGGUCGUCAGGUCAUGCCAAAAAGGUCAACAGGAGGGAACAGACAAUGAAUUGGGAAGUCCCGGCGAGUUGACAAAAGCAAAAUGGCGGAAGUCCUCAAUGGCACUGCCCGUGCUAACACAGGCUUUUGGCCAGUAGAGACAAGUAUUCCGACCCUUUACUCAGUACUUUGUUGAAGCACCUUUGGCAGCAAUAACAGCCUCGAGUCUUCUUGGGUAUGAAGCUACAAGCUUGGCACACCUGUAUUUGGGGAGUUUCUCCCAUUCUUCUCUGCACAGCCUCUCAAGCUCUGUCAGGUUGGAUGGGGAGCGUUGCUGCACAGCUAUUUUCAGGUCUCCAGAGUAGAGGUCGACCGAUUUAUGAUUUUUCGAUACCGAUUAUUGGAGGACAAAAAAAGCCGAUACCGAUUAAUCGGCAAUUUAUUUAAAAGAAAUAAUAAUAAUUAUAUAUAUAUAUCAUACACACACACACACAUUUUUGUAAUAAUGACAAUUGCAACAAUACUGAAUGAACAAUGAACACUUAUUUUAACUUAAUAUAAUACAUAAAUACGCACACAGCUCUGAAGUGACAAUGAUACUGAAGAGUCUGCUUAGGAGACAAAUAUUCUCGACUGUUUGAAUAAAAAUAGAGUUUAAGUUACCUGUGAUGAAUGUUGAAAACAAAAACUUUAAUUUCUAUAUGCAGGAAAUCCUUUUUUAAUAAUGGGCAUGGUAAGAAUUGACAACCAAAGUGCGAGUCAUAAUUCCCAUGACACCUAGCAAAAUCUGAAAAGCGGUUCCUUCAUUUAUUCCAUAGGAUAUUUUUAGAUUCACUUAAAAUAAGGUCUGUGUUUCGUGUAGGCUUACAUCACCGUGCCAAUUUUAUAACUGUGUAGAUAUCUAUAGGACAAGGUAACUCUGAUCAAUAUUGGCUAAAUAUAAGCGAAGAUAAAAAAAAUAGAGUGGAUUUAUGAAAAUAUGUUGACAAACGUUACCUUAUCCUAGUGAGAUUUACACGGGUAUCAAAACGUCGAGGCGGUUUAAGCCUGCACGAAACACAGACCUUAUUUGAAGUAGAUCAAGACAUUCUCUAUGGAAGACAUGAACGGUAAAAUAACAAUAACCCUUCCAAAUUCAGCCGCAAGUUAUUACAGGAAUUAUAACGCGUUGACUAUUUCUCUCUAAACCAUAUACCUUUGACUAAUCCGGAAACUAUCACCUCGAAAACAAAACGUUUAUUCCGUUCCGUAUUUUAUCUAACGGGUGGCAUCCAUGAGACAUUGCACAACCUUCAAUGUUGUCAUAAUUAUGUAAAAUUCUGGCAAAUUAGUUCGCAAAGAGCCAGGCGGCCCAAACUGUUGCAUAUACCCUGACUCUGCGUGCAAUGAACGCAAGAGAAAUGACACAAUUUCACCUGGUUAAUAUUGCCUGCUAACCUGGAUUUCUUUUAGCUAAAUAUGCAGGUUUAAAAAUAUAUACUUGUGUAUUGAUUUUAAGAAAGGCAUUGAUGUUUAUGGUUAAGUAAACAUUGGAGCAAUGACAGUCAUUGAUUGAUUGUUUUUUAUAAGAUAAGUUUAAUGCUAGCCAGCAACUUACCUUAGCUUACUGCAUUCGCUAACAGGCAGGCUCCUCGUGGAGUGCAAUGUAAUCAAGUGUUAGAGCAUUGGACUAGUUAACUGUAAGGUUGCAAGAUUGGAUCCCCCGAGCUGACAAGGUUAAAAAUCUGUCGUUCUGCCUCGUUCCUAGGCCAUAAUUGAAAAUAAGAAUGUGUUCUUAACUGACUUGCCUAGUUAAAUAAAGAUUAAAUAAAGGUGUAAAAAAUUAAUAAAUACAAAUAAAAUAAAUAAAUAAAAAAUGGCAAAUCGGCGCCACAAAAUACCGAUUUCCGAUUGUUUAGAAAACUUGAAAUCGGCCCCGAUUUAAUCGGUCGACCUCUACUCCAGAGAUGUUGGAUCGGGUUCAAGUCUGGACUCUGGCUGGGCCACUCAAGGACAUUCAGAGACUUGUCCCGAAGCCACUCAUGUGUUGUCUUGGCUGUGUGCUUAGAGUCUUUGUCCUGUUGGAAGGUGAACCUUCGACCCAGUUUGAGGUCCUGAGCGCUCUGGAGCAGGUUUUCAUCAAGGAUCUCUGUACAUUGCUCCGCUCAUCUUUGCCUCGAUCCUGACUAGUCUCCCAGUCCGUGCCGCUGAAAAACAUCCUCACAACAUGAUGCUCCCACCACCAUGCUUCACCGUAGGGAUGAUGCCAGGUUUCCUGCAGACGUGAUGCUUGGCAUUCAGGCCAAAGAGUUCCAUCUUGUUUUCAUCAGACCAGGGAAUCUUGUAUCUCAUGGUCUGAAAGUCCUUUGGGUGCCUUUUGGCAAACUCCAAACGGGCUGUCAUUGCCUUUUACUGAGAGGUUACUUCCAUCUGGCCACUCUACCAUAAAGGCCUGAUUGCCCGAGUGAUGCAGAGAUGGUUGUCCUUCUGGAAGGUUCUUCCAUUUUCAGCGGAAGUCUGGAGCUCUGUCAGAGUGACCAUCGGGUUCUUGGUCGCCUCCCUGACCAAGGCCCUUCUUCCCCGAUUGCUCCGUUUAUGGCCAAGCCCCCAGCUCUAAGAAGAGUCUUGGUACUUCCAAACUUCUUCAAUUUUUAAGAAAUAUGGAGGCCACCGUGCUCUUGGGGACUUUCAACGCUGCAGCCAUUUUUUGGUACCCUUCCUCAAAUUUGUUCCUCGACACAAUCCUGCCUCGGAGCUAUAUGGACAAUUCCGUCAACCUCAUGGCUUGGUUUUUGCUCUGACAUGCACUGUCAACUGUGGGACUUUAUAUGGACAGGUGUGUGCCUUUCCAAAUCAUGUCCAAUCAAUUGAAAUUACCACAGGUGAAACAUCUCAGGGAUGAUCAAUGGAAACAGGAUGCAGCUGAGUUCAAUUUCGAGUCUCAUAGCAAAGGGUCUGAAUACUUAUGUAAAAAAGGUAUUUCUGUUUUAUUUUUAAUACAUUUGCAAAAAUGUCUCAUCUAAAAACCUGUUUUUGCUUUGUCAUUAUGGGGUAUUGUGUGUAGAUUGACGAGGGGGGUAAACUAUUUAAUACAUUUUAGAAUAAGGCUGUAAUGUAUCAAAAAAGUCAAGGAGCCUGAAGACUUUCCCGAAUGCACUAUCACUGACUAACCCCUUCAAAUAGGGUUAAUAAAAAUAAAACAACACUUCUUCACAAAUCUAACAGUUCACAGCCAGCCUGUGUGCGUGUGUGUGUUCACCCAAACAUGAUUUUCUGGUUGAUCAAAUCAAAGUUUAUUGGUCUAUACACAGAUUUGCAGAUGUUAUCGCAGGUUCAGCGAAAUGCUUGUGUUUUCAGCUCCAGUAAUACAUAAUCCAGUUAUGCAUAAUCCAGUAGGAAUUAAGAAAUAUCAGAACGAGCAAUGUCAGAGACUGGACUAUAAAUAUAAUGUAUAUACACUGAGUAUACAAAACAUUAAUAACACAACAUUUCUAAAUAUAUAAUACCACUUUGACAUUAUGGGGUGUUGUAUGUAGGCCAGUGAACAAAAACAAAACUCGCAAUUCUAUCAAUUUUAAAUCCAGGUUGUAACAACAAAAUGUGGGGGGAAAAGUCAAGGGGUGUGAAUAUUUUCUGAAGGUAAAUCCAUAUACUUUUCCAAAUACUUUUCUUUCUGCAGGUGAAUCCAGGUGAAAGCUAUGAUCCCUUAUUGACGUCACAUGUUAAAUCCACUUCAAAUCAGUGUCGAUGAAGGGGAGGAGACAGGUUAAAGAAGGAUUUUUAAGCCUUGAGACAAUUGACACAUGGAUUGUGUGUGUGUGUGUGCCAUUUGGAGGGUGAAUGGGCAAGACAAAAGAUGUAAGUGCCUUUGAAUGGAGUAUGGCAUUAGGAGCCAGGCAUACCGGUUUGAGUUGGUCUCCUUGUAGACUAAGAUAUGUGUGGUAAUGACUGAUUAAAUAAAUUGCCUAUCGUGUUA